Messenger RNA from Desarmillaria tabescens, 2070 nucleotides. RefSeq lists its product as uncharacterized. Bases 156 to 1775 code for a protein of 539 amino acids. The record is from RefSeq and is a predicted model, not a curated record. NCBI's taxonomy places the organism in Eukaryota, Fungi, Basidiomycota, Agaricomycetes, Agaricales, Physalacriaceae. The transcript is spliced from 3 exons.
GAGCCUCGAUAUGUCGUAGAAAUUGGCAGGACACCGGACCGGGUGGUGAGAACUUGCGGCAAUAUCCGAGCUGAAGCCUUCGGUGGCGUGUUGCGUCCAAUCUCAAUCUCAGCCCCGAGCAUAAUAUUCGCAUCUCUUUGCGGUUUACUGUAUGAAUGAUGGCAAUAAGGAGAGUGGUCCGCUGCCCCAAUUGUGACGCCGCCACUCCCAAAAAGCCGCGGUUCACCGAUGCGCCGUCUCCAUUUCGUGACUUGAUUGCUGUCAACGGUGCCGCAUGUGGUUCUCAACUUGACCAUUACCUCCAAGGGGUACGCGCCGAUAUUUCUGCUCAGGACGAAACGAUCGGGCGUAUUGAGAUCGCUCUCAGGGAGGCCCAAGACGAAAGGAACCAUCUUCAGAGGAUUGCGGACAGCCACAUUGGGCUCAUGUCAGCUUUCCGCAGAUUUCCCCCUGAGAUCCUCGCCCAGGUUUUCCAGUCGGCAGUCGCAUCUCCACCUGACGAACAACCUAAGGGUAUAUUCCAAGUUUUUCAGGGUCUUUGGAGGAUUGGAUCAGUCUGCCGACUUUGGAGAUCCACAGUGCUAUCGAAUCCAUCUUUAUGGGCCUGCUUUACCAUUGGGUUCGGUAGUAGAGACACCGUGUCUUUGUUGGAGACAGUGCUGGUCCGAUCUCGCGAGGCCGGAAUGACCGUCGCGAUUCGAGGAAGCGUAUGGCACUCCCACGAGAAUUAUACCCUAAAACGUGUGCUUGGUACAAGUCAUCGAUGGAAGCGCGUAUGGAUCGAAGUCUGCAGUGCAGAUGCAGGUUAUUAUGAACAAAUCCGUGGCCGACUUCCGCUACUGGAGCAGCUGUCUCUGUCUGCAGCAUAUAACAGGUUUCCGGGGGAGGACUUCCGCGCUUUUGAGAACGCUCCUCGAUUGAGGAAAGUAGCUCUAGGGCUGGGCAUAUCGCCUGCAUGCCAUCGGUUGGUCCUUCCUUGGUCACAGAUUACCAGUCUUUAUAUGCGUCAUUCCGUUGAGACUUCUGAUGUUCGCGCAGUUCUCUCCAUGACUCCGAACCUAAGAUCUCUAUCCUUUCAACAUAGCUAUGGCCAUGUCAAUGACUGGGAGCCAAAAAGCAAGGAAGACACCGUCACCUGCGUAUCUUUACAGAGUAUCACAGUCCAUGAUACAGGAUUUUUUCAAACGGUUACGUUUCCUGUAGCGGAAGAAAUCAAUCUGGCAACUUACGAGGAGCUUGAUGGUCUGGAAGGUGAACGGUCAUGGGUGGAUAUCUUCCAUGAUUUCCUGGACCGUUCUGGCUCUCCAGUAAAGAAACUGAAACUAUAUAUUAGGGAAAUUUCCCCCAAUUACGAAAGGAUGCUUUACAACGCCUUCAGACUCACGCACCUGGACAUUACAGUGUCAUCUUUGGCCGCAGCGGGAAUGCUAUUCCGGGUGCUGGUUUUGACUGGGGAUAAGACUAAUGUCCUUCCUCAGCUCCAGUGUAUGAAAGCGAAGGCAGUUGAGGUUACGAAACCCGAUACAUUUGUGGAAGAAAUUAACCUCGGGGAGAACAUCGUCGAUAUGCUUGUAUCGAGAUAUCACCUGCCCAGUUCAUCUCUAGCCGAGAUAGAGUCAGCUUACAUCAACCUACCGCGCCUUCCGACGCUUUUCUGGACCCAUGUUCGAGCUCGGGUGAGGGGCAACCCCAGGUUGCAAAGCCUUAUUUCGACUACCAGUGAAAACGGCCGUGUUGUAAUUUGUAUGGGGAGAGCUACUGAAUCCAUCAUGUAAAAAAAAACUGACCAGAACAGAUAUGGGACGGCCCGGAUAUUUUUCUUCGUCAUACUCCGCAGACAAGUAGUGAUACCUCUCAUGAGGCUGCCCGUUGCUGGCUUGAUGGAUCUCAUGAAACAUGAGUUGUAGCCCCUUCAGCCGAUGUUUACAUUUCUCUUGUCUAUCUUUUGCCCCCGUGUUCCAGGUCCAUUUCCGCCUAUUAGUAACUUGACGUCCGAUGUAUUUUUUGUCUCCUCUGCGUAGGACCUGUCGCUGUAGAUCCACGUAUCAACCUUCAGAUAUAUUUUAAGAU